Messenger RNA from Schistosoma guineensis, 6801 nucleotides. Lineage: Eukaryota; Metazoa; Platyhelminthes; Trematoda; Strigeidida; Schistosomatidae. The record is from the annotation of a GenBank genome assembly.
AUUCUGAUUGGUUGCUAAGCUGAAGGGCACAUUUACGAAAUUGAGUUGCGCUUAAUUGCAGCCGUAGUCUGUCUGUCAGUGUAAUGUCAGUAGACUUUAGAAGAUUAUAUGAUAAGGUCUCUCACUUACGACUUAUACUUUUACCAAUAAGAGCGUCAACUAACGUGGCAUUCUUGUUAAUGAACAGUGAAUACUGGUCAUAAUAAAACACCUUCUUGUCUCAUGGUCAUUAGCAAUAUGUGGGCAAUACGGGUGUGGUGGUUUAAGUAGGACAGUGUUCGGAUGUAUUUAGUGCUUCAAUGUCAAAUAUAUGUCCGCGUUUGAUAGACUAUAUUGUACUGGUUGGUUCGCGAUUACCUGGGAAUGCGUACUCAGUGCAGUCUCCCGAGAUUCUUUGUCGAUUUCCUCCCACAAACCACAAGGAUUUCCCUCUUCCUACAGAUGUGUCUUUCUUUUGUCAGCCAGAAGGAUGUAUUCAUACUUCCAGCAACACAUUCCCUAUAAAAUCUUUGGAUAAUAACCUUGAUGGGAUAAAGUCGAUGACAUUUUUAUUUUCGCUAACUGAUAAGGAUUCCAGUAAAACACGGUAUGGUAUUUGCACCAACUUCUUCAGACCAGUCAACCUUAGAAGUGUGAGUAAAACUACAUAUCCAAAUGGCAGGGAAGGCGCACAUUUUGGCGACGUAUCUGGUAAUGGACCAGUUCCAUGUUCUAGUGAAAGUAUCCCGGAUAAAUCCUUGCCAUCUGGAAAACUAAAAAAUACAAAUAAUGUCUAUAGCUUAACGUCAAUCUGUUUAAUCACUCAUUAUCCUUUUGCUACAACGUUUGCACGGCUUGUGCAAUGUGUACAUGUAAUUUUAAAGAAGCUACACAAAUUGUCAAAACCCAGCUGUGUGGAAAGUCCAGAUAUAUGGGAUGUAUUGACAAGUAAUAUUACACUAUCAUGCUCUUAUCCUGUUGUGGAAAGCACACGUCAGUUCCAAUGUUGGAUUCUCCGGCUUCUCAGUGCACCAGCACCAAUUCCUGGCUGUACAUGUGUAUAUCUUUCAGUUCAACCGCGAACCUUAGGUUCACCUUUGUGUUUUGCUCUUCCUGAUCAAUCACGUCUUCCUUUGGUUGAUUUUCCUGUGAAUCUGCCUUUUGAAAUUAUGGGUAUCAGGAAAACUUUUCGGUUAAUUAUGUGUCUUCUAUUGGAACAAAAAGUGGUUUUACAAUCAUCUGAUUAUAACAAGUUAUCCUUAACAAUUUUAUCAUUGGUUGCAUUACUCUAUCCACUUCAAUAUAUGUUCCCAGUUAUUCCUCUUCUACCUGCAUGUAUGCCUGAUGCAGAACAGCUUUUGUUAGCGCCUACACCCUAUUUAAUUGGUGUUCCAACAGCAUUUUAUACUGCACGGAAAAUUUUUCGUAUGCCUAAAGAUGUUUGGUUAGCUGAUUUGGAUACUCGUGAAUUAUCUUAUCCUAUGGUGGUUGAUGAAAUACCAGAGUUACCUGAAAUAGAAAGUAACAUUCUUAUUAAUCAUUUAAAAAAAUUACUUCACGAAUUUUCAAGUUCACCUCAUAUUGAUUUGGAUUUGGAUGAUUCUUCGAAACAUUGGCCUGUUUCUGUAGCACGUACAACUGCAUUUGAGUUAUCGAAAUUCGAUCCUUUAUUGUAUACACUGACAAAAGAUUCUGUUGAUGUCGGUAUACGUGUAUCUAUGAUUCUCUUCUUCAAUACAAACAACAUUCUAGGUGGAUUUACUAAUCAUAUACGUACUUUACGAUUAUUUCCUCGGCCAGUUGUUGCAUUCCAGUAUGAAAGUUUUAUGAAGUCUCGUCCAAAGCCAUGUUUGUUUACUAGCAUGCUUGCAAAAACUCAGGCUGUUGAAUAUUUUGCUGAAUCUUCAAUUUGUGCAUUGAAUGAAGCCUAUCAACGUAUCUGUUCAGGAGUUUAUUCCACAGAAUUAAUUGGUGAUAAGUUAUACUGGUAUAAAAAUCAAUUAAAACCAGUCUAUUUUGAUUGUUGUGACAAAUUAAUCGAUUAUGCCAAUGGUACAGCUACUAAUACACCCAUAUCAAACCCAUCAUCUCCCAGGCUUAAUCUAUCCUUAUCGAAUUCCAACCAGUUAAUGUUAUUUCAAGCUUUUGAAUUAGCAAAACGUAUCAUAAAUAGACGAUGUUCUGGUGAUAUAAGUACAGAGAUUGAUACAGAUAGCAUAAAUAAUGAUAAGAAUAAUUUGUCGAAUGAUGCUCAAACCAAUGAUUUUAUUGGUAUGUUUAAAACCUAUUCCAAUGACUCUGACUCAAAUCAUUCUUAUGAAACCGUUGUGUCAAAUCGUACAAUAUCGAAAGAGAUGGAAGAUUGUAUUUCAGUUCAAGCAAAUAAACCAUUGCCUGAUUGUCUAACUGAAUUUUACACUCCACCAAUAGAGUUAGUUUAUAGCAAAGAACCUAGUACUACACGUUGUAGUCUAUCAUUGGAAAAUGCCGAAAGUACAUUGUCGAAUUUCUGGAGUCAAUCUACUCUGAUAACGUCCGAUCCCAGGAAUAUUAACGAACAACUGAUAAAUACGAACACUGGAAUACAGUCUUUAGGAGUUCCUAAUUCAGAAAGUGAUACUCUAACUAGAUCGUCAUCAAUUUCAUCGAGACGUUCGACAAACGAUACUUUACAUCUUGUAUCUCGUUUAUCCUCCUCUAUUUUUGUGGGCAAUGGUAAUGAUUCAAAAAAAAGCUCUACUGUAACAUCAAAUAAUUUUGGUGAUGAUAAUUUGAGUUGGGAUACAUCUGUUACUUUAUUAUUUGGUGAUUUGUUAAAAUCAAACCGUCUUCGAAGUUUAGCAUUCAAAGAUGUUCCUCUUUCUGCUUUACAAAUACAUAAAAAACGAUUGGAAAAUGAACGUACAAUCAUUGAUUUAUCAAAAUCCAUUAAACAAGGUCGAAUACCAAAUAUAUUUUCACGUAAUCAAAUUAACACAUUAUUACAAGAUGAGAAUUAUCGAAAUCUAUUAAUUGCUCGUAUAAAUGAUAAUCUCUCAAAAGAUGUCCUACCAAAUCAAUUGCAUAUUGAUGAUGUGUCUAUUCAACAGUGGGAUCAAUAUAAAGCAAUUUUAUGGACGCUUAAACAAAUGAUCAAUGGUUUAGAAUAUAGUUUUCGACCGGAUAUUGUAUUCCCAACUACAAAUCAAUAUGAUCGCAUUACUAGAGAUAAAUCACCAUCGUCAAAUAUUCCAAAUCCAUUGAGUAACACUAGUUGGUUAUCCUAUUCUACUGGUAUUUUGAAAAGUGGUGGUUUGGCUUCAGCGUUUAUGCUUAUGGAAGUUGCACAUACGCAUUUCUAUCGGUUGCCUAAUCGAACAGGGCACAUAGAUAAUAAUCAUGAUGAAAAAUUCUUUUGGAAUAGCAUGCCAACUACACCCACAACGGAAUUGAGAUCACCUAUACCAGCAAGAAGAUUAGUUGGUAAUGAUAUUUCUUCAGUUCGAUAUCAAAAUAAUCAAUUAGAUUUAUCGGACUGUGAAUCAUACAGUAGAAAAGGUUCAAAACUAGAGCUAUUUCGUGGUCAUGGUCGUCAUCAAUUCACCAAUGUUAUUGUUACAAUGAGUGAACCAUCAUCGGAUAGAGAAGAUAAUGAACAAAUUCAAUCAAAACCUAUAUUUAAAUCAGAUAGUACUGAUAUUAUUAAACACAAUAUUCAACCAUUGAAUAAUGCAAACAACACUAUCAAUGUUGGUCAUACUGGAAGUUGCAUUACAGUGAAUCGACAUAAUGAAUGUGAAAAAUUCGAUAAAUUGUUUGCUUCUGAUGCCAAACUACACGAAUCAAUGAGUAAAUUAAAACCAUAUCGUGAUAAUGAGAAUGGCGUCAACGAUGAUGAUAUACCGCCAGAUUAUGUACCGGAAUUGCCUAAUCGUAAAAGUCAACGAAGUUUUGGCUACAGAUAUUACCAAUCACACUUAAUUUUAACGGAUCCAUCAAUCACAUCUAGUUCAUCUGAUGAUACAGACGAUCAGACCACAUGUACAAUAUUUACUUCUUCACCGAAUACAUGCACACCACCAGCAGUUUAUCGUCCUGACUUAAAAUUUCAUUUUAAUGAUACUGAAUCAGAAAAUGAAGAUAUAGAUAAUAAACAUCAACAACAAAUAGAGAUAGAACAACGAAGAAAACAAUCAGAAUGUCAUAUGUGUAGACUAACUUUGCUGAUACCAACUCCACCUCCACCAAAUUCAUCAUCAGUCAUGACAGUAUCUCCAUCUAAGAUGAAGAAAGUACCAUGGACUUACUUAUUUGAAGAUAUUUUCGAUACUGAAUGGCGUAAAAGUAAAAUAUUGGGUAAUCUACAAUUUUGGGAAGAUUCCUUUUUAGAUACAGUUGCACAGGAACGAGAUAUACUUGGUAUGGAUUUUCGACCAAAAGAACUUUUAUUAAAAUAUCAAAAUGCUUCUUUAUUGAAACGUAAACAAAUGGAAUUAGAAGAAGAUUGUUUAUUAGUUAAUAUAAUGCAUAAUAUGAUUGCAUUUAUGCUAAUGGCUAAUGUGGAUCGUAUAUCUAUACGUAAAAAAUUACAACGUCUACUAGCUAAAAGUCAUACAGGUUUACAUUAUUCACGAAAAAUUAAUGAUUUAUUAAAUUCAUUAAAUUAUUUGAAUGGGAAUGAUAUCGAUUUAAAUGUGGCUCAAAGUCGUUUUAUUGUACAACGUUCACAUGAAGCCUAUCGUGGUUCAGAUGAGAGCGGUGAACUAAUAUUUCUUGAAGUUUGCUCUGAUUAUCUAUUAAUUCGUAAUUUAUCUGGACGUAUAUUAGAACGUUUAUGGUAUGAUCAAGUGAUCAAUUUAACGUAUAGAUCACAUACACAUAUAUUAUGCAUUACAAGACAAAUAUUUGAUCAUUCACAAAUGGAUUUAUUUUAUACUCGUAAAUCUCGUUUAGUUUAUCAACAGAUCAAAGAAUCAAUGAAAAAUAUAUCUGUAGAAGCUUCACAUGGAAUAUUAAAUGGUGAUUUGAACGGUGAAAUUAAUGCAACUAAUUUGGAUAACAAUCAACCUGGUACUAUUAGUAUCUUACCAGAUGGAUUCGUUAUCAAAUUCGGUGAUGAGCAGAAAUUUAUCAAAUUACAUAAUAUUAAACGUUGUUGUACAAUAAAAUCGGAAAUAUUUACGAUUGAUGUAUACGAUCAAGAGAAGAAAGCAAUGAUCACUUAUCGAUUUCAAACGGAUAUGGCUUUAAUAAUUUUAAGCUUAUGGAAAAGUAUCAUUGAAUCGGCUCUUCGACCUAAAUUGAAGAAUAUGACAAAGUGAUGAUUGAUGAUCAUGAUGAUUGACAACUCAUUUAUUUCAAAAUUUUGUAUCACUUUUCUCAAUGUCAUCAUCAUCUUCAUCAUUGAAGUAAUUCAUUUACUCUGGGAUAAUUCAAAAAUAAUCAAAUAAAUCAAUGAUGUCAUAGCAACUAAUCAUAAUACAUUGGGAUACAUACAAAGGAAAUAACAUUUUUUUUUGUUGUUGUUGUUGUUACUUGUUAUUGUUCCCAAAUCAAUUCUGUAUGUACAUGUGAUGAAUGUAUUUUAAAUGUUCACCUCCUGUAUUUUAUUCUUGUUCAACAAUUAAUUGUCUUCCUUAUAAUAUACACAUUUCAAUAUUCUUUCAUUUUUUGUAGAUGUUGUGAUCAUGAGUAUGUGUGUGUGUGUGUAUAUUUCUUCUCUACUUGAUGGUUACAUAACUUACUUUAGAUUGAUUGAAGAGAACAAUGUUGUAUACAUUUUGGUUUCUAUUACAUUUUAUUCUAUGUAUCACAAGUGAAAGUGAUCGAAUUGCCUCUAUUGUUUCAGUGCCUGUUGUCGUUAUUCAAUUGUAUUGACAAAUGAUUAUCAAUACUUACUUACUUAAUUACUUACGUAUGCCUGUUACUCCUCGUGGAGGAGCAUAAACCACCCAUCAGCAUUCUCCAUCCAACCCUGUCCUGAACAAUUCUUUCCAGUUCUUUCUAAUUGUUAUUCAUCCUUUUCAUAUGUGCUUUGAUUUCUCGACGUAAUAAUCAUUAUUAUAGUUCAGGUUAUGUGUUUAACAUCAUUUCAAAAGAUACCAUUUCAUUAUAUAUUUUCAUUUAUUCACAAUUAUCUGUAUGAUGUUUCAAAUGGCUUUUUCCUCAUGACUUCAUUUGCUUUGUAUAAGUCAUUAGUUACGUAUUUGGUUAUCAAUGAUCUUUUGUUACUAUAUUUCUAAUUCAUUAUCACUGUGAUAUUUAUAUUCUCUAUCAGUUAGUCUUUCCCUAAUAUCAUUUUCACUAUUAUAACAAUCAUACAGAUAUUUUUUUCGUAUUGUUGAUGAUCCAUUUCUUUCUUGUUCCCUCCUCUUUCCUCCCUCCUUACAACUCAUUAUUAUCUUUAUAAUUGAAGAUGAAAUCUUGAUAUAACUUUCUAGAUUGUUGAUUAUAAAUUUCUUUGUGUUUUUGUCUGUUACUUCAUUUACAUUCCAUGAUAAAAUGGGUUAUGGUAAGAUUUGUUUAGUUGUAUUUUGCAAAAUCUACACUCUAUUAUUAUUCAUAUCACUUUGUAUCUGUGUGGUAAUGUUGAUAUAGCAACUUGAACUGAUGUAUUUUGCAUACAUACUUACGAAAUUCUAUGUUGUUACUGACUGGCUGACUGACUGACUGAUUAACAUCAUCUUCACAUACACAUUCCUCGUUGUAUAUGUCAAUUUGUUUGAGAAAUGACUUUUCAUCGGUAUUAUUAUUAUUAUUAUCAGUCGUAAUAUUGUUUAUUUGUUGCAGUUUUCUUAAUGUAAAAAUUUCGAUCAUUUGUUAUAAUACAAUUUGAUUGAACCC